ACUCAAAGUGGUUCAGACUCCGACGGCCCGAGUCUGAAGUUCUGACUCAGAGUUGUGCAGCUGAGACAACAACACAGGAGCUUGUAAACCACUUCCAUGUAUAUUCAUUAAUACGUGCAGGUGAAGAUGGGGCUUAGUAACUUGCUGGUAUUGUCGCAGGUGACCACAUACAUCUUGACUCUCUUAUUGUCCCUCUGCAUCAUCAUCCCCAUCUUCUUCCAUCUUCAUGACUUCAAGGGCCACUGCUUGCUGUUCAGUAAUGGAACAUGGCGUGAGACAGAUGGUCAGUUCUUGGUGUCGUGGGCAUCACAGGGCUUUUGUGAUUAUAAUCUUACCUGGGCAUCUGUCUCCCUCUUAAUUGCCCUCAUCCAGACCUACAGGUUUAUAGCACAGAUUUGUCGUGGAACAGAGAGUACAUUCCUGAGUGCCUUCUUUGAUGUGGUACUGAGCAUAUUCAUGUCUAUGGCAGCCAUGGCAGGUGCACUCAUCAUCACCAUCGGCUAUCAGAUCUGGUGCAAUGCCAUCAUGUUACGUUUUGAGGCAUGUGAAGAUGCUACAAGCAACAACAUUGACAAAGAAGACGAAAUAGAUACUAGAAUGUUCUACACUCAGUUUGGAACAGCACAGUUUGGAGCAUGGACCUCAUGGGUUUGCUGGGUCGGUCUCUCCAUGUUUUCCCUGUUGAAGUUGUGCAAGUACCACCAGCAGGAGAAUAUCCGGGUGUCCAUGGCCCGUGUCCGUGCCCAGCUUACCAGGAAUCAGUGGUCACCUGUGCAGAAUGAAUCUUAAGAUAUGCUUACAGGACUUCUAGGUCUGUAAGUCAUUAGGGAACACCACAAACUCCAUAUUUACGUGAGGGAUGUACAGGAGUAUAAAAUCUGUGAGCAAAUUACGGGAGGUUGAAUGGACUUUAGAGCUGCUCUGGUAUGGUUUUGGGUUUAGAUUAUUUGACUGUUUUAUCUCAUUUGUGUUGUGUAAAGAUAUAGAGAAGGUGAUGUAUUAUUACACUGAAUAUUUUCCUAUGUGUUUGUUUUAAAUCUUUGAGUGUAAAUUCUGUGAUAGAGAAAAGGAAAAAUUAGCAUUAUCUUAUGGAAAUAGAAUGUUGCAUUGCCACAGAAAUUACAGCAAUUAAUUUUGUGUAUGAUCUUUCAAGAGAUAAUGGGGAUAAUUUCUGACCAUGUGAACCUAAUCACCCAAACCUAACCUUAUCAAAAGUGACCUAAAAUCCUUAGGGUUGGCUAGUUUUCAUCAGCUGUUAGAAUAUAUAUAGUUUUCUGCUUUCCACCCUAAUUGUAAACAUGCAAGAUCACAAACUUUAUAUUAGUAUUUAUCAUUAUGGUACUUAUGUGAAUUUCAUGCUCAUUUUUCUCCCUUUCUCUGACAUCAUAUUUAAAUUUGUUGAAUUAAAACAAACAAUUUGGGAAAGGUCCUUUAAAGAAUUAACAGUAAAAUGGUGGUAACCUUUCUCUGCACCUUUACUGACUCUUUUCAGUUAUACAGUGUUAGACAUUGAAUAGGUAAGCAUCCUCUCCUAUUAUAGUGCAUUUUUUAUCAGCUGAGAAAGGAUGCUUCACCCCUUUCUCAAGAAUUACAGCUGAUUGGCUGGAAAUACUUAGCUAAAUAUUUUUCUUGUCAGAAAUGGUCAUCCCAAUGAUUAUGAAUAAACUCAUUUAGAAAUACAUCAUUACUUCAGAAUGAAAUCGGACAGGUUUGAAACCGCCAAUCAGCUG
Molecule: messenger RNA, 1730 nt
Organism: Homarus americanus (American lobster)
Lineage: Eukaryota; Metazoa; Arthropoda; Malacostraca; Decapoda; Nephropidae
Product: transmembrane protein 179-like
Exons: 6
Coding region: 127-789 (220 amino acids)
Source: RefSeq, a predicted model, not a curated record